GACAAAUGAUAUUUGCCCGCCUUCACUCUUUUCGCUCGCUACUUGUUCUUUCGUCAUUUGGUCGUUUCGUUGAGUUUUCGUGCCGGUAUAUUUAAUAGCUUGAAAUAAAUUCUUUAAGCCGGAAGACAGAAUGCCGAAAGAUAAGAAGCCCAAGAAGUCUGACUCUUCCUCAGAUUCAGGUCCUGACGAUAAGGAGCCCCCGUCCAAGAAGCCCAAGAGCAACGCGUCCGUCUCGAAGAAGCAGGACGACGAGGAGCCGUCCUGGCCGCUCGAGAACAAGCGCUUCGUCAAGGUGCGCGAGUUCCGGGGCAAGGUGUUCGUGGACAUUCGGGAGUACUACGAGGCCGACGGCGAGAUGAAGCCGGGGAAGAAAGGUAUCAGUUUGUCGACGUCUCAGUGGCAAAAGUUAAAGAACAUUAUCAGUGAAGUAGACGAUGCCGUGAAAGAGAAGUGUUAACCUUUGUAAAGAAAUUUUCUCCGUGAUGUGAGGGACUGAAGAAAUUGUGAAAAUAUGUCGACGUGUUGUGUUGUGUUGUGUUGUGCUUCGGUUGUUGUGUGUGUUUGUAGACUUGUUUACUUUUAAUGAUACGUACACACAAGUAUUUCCCUGGUAAUAUACAAUUUACUAUCAUUUGGCCUGCAGAUAUAAAAGUUCAUGCCAAAAAUAUACAAUGGUAAAAUGAGUGUUUUAAAGCAAUGCCAGUUUUUCUAUUAAAAAUUUAAUUCUUCCUGUUUUAGUUCCUCAAUUUUAGAAUUUUUUAAGUUUUGUAAUUACUGUAAGUGGAAAUAAAUAAAUAUAUGCCAACAUAA
Molecule: messenger RNA, 810 nt
Organism: Bacillus rossius redtenbacheri
Lineage: Eukaryota; Metazoa; Arthropoda; Insecta; Phasmatodea; Bacillidae
Gene: Ssb-c31a
Product: RNA polymerase II transcriptional coactivator
Exons: 4
Coding region: 131-457 (108 amino acids)
Biological process (GO): positive regulation of transcription initiation by RNA polymerase II
Molecular function (GO): DNA binding; transcription coactivator activity
Source: RefSeq, a predicted model, not a curated record